Messenger RNA from Hymenoscyphus albidus, 2167 nucleotides. Lineage: Eukaryota; Fungi; Ascomycota; Leotiomycetes; Helotiales; Helotiaceae. The record is from the annotation of a GenBank genome assembly.
GGUGAGUAACUAGGGAUGACUUGACUGGCCAGAGUGGGGAUCUUGAGUUUGGUUUUCUUUUGCUUUCUUUCUUUCAUUUGUUUUGAUUUUCUCUCUGCAGUUUUCGUAUGAGCUAUUUCUAAUAUCUUACUGUUCAUUGCGUUACUUUUCAUAGGACGACAGAGGGGGCUUAUAAAAGAUUAACCUCUCAACCUCUCAGUCUAGAAGGACUAGGGGGGUGAUUUUCUACAAAACCUAACACUCUGUUCCCUUCCAGUAGUCCUCACGAGUUACACGAGAGAGGAAAGCGGAGACGAUUGCGGAAACGGAGACGAAAUGGUACAGCAGCGAUUCUUUACACCGAAACUUCGUCGUGGAUGACCAUUCCUCUUUUUUCUCUGUUUGUCUAUCUGUUUAUCCAUCCAACCUUCCCCAUCUCUUUGGCAGCAAAGAGCUGAAAAACGAAUACCAGCGGGAACAACCUGAGGAGUAGUUGAGGCACGAAAGAGUCCGAAAGAAAGGAAGCGAGAGUCAAAGCAAAAGAGUAGAGAAAGAUGAAUACCCUCCCCUCACGAUCAAAAAUCACUCCUCAAACAAGAGUACGUCACAAAGUAGGUUUUAAAUACCUCGAAGCCUUACAAGCGAAGGUAUUACGGGAGUCCUCAUCGACUACCAGUUUGUUGGAUGGUGAGGGAGGUUUGGGUGGUCUUAGUUUGUUACCACCUACGAAUGGAGCGAGGAAUGGGCGGGAAAAUAAUGGAAAAGGGAAAGAGAAGCCGUUGGAUCUACUCGUGUUGGGUGUCUGUGAAGGGACGAAUAUGUCGGAGAUGAGAGAUGUGGAUUUUGUGCUUUGUAGGUUUAGGCAGGAGGAUGCUGAGGGGGUGGUGGAGAUUGAGGUUUUGGGGGUAUGUUGGUUUUUAUUAUUUUGUUGAAAGGGGGAGAGAGAGUAUGUGAGAGCUUUCCUGGCCGGGAUCUUAUGAAGGAGGAAGGGAAAAUUUGAUGGGACAUAUGAAAAGGAAGUAAAGCUAAUAUUCAAAAGUACGACACCAUCCACCUCCCACCACCCAACCUCACCUCACCAACCCUCAACCAAGAAAUCGGCCAUCUAUUCAGUACAGCAAUCCACCUCUUCAGCAAUAAACACUCCCUCCCCCUCGACACCCUAGAUCUCAUCGGCUCAGGUGGAUUUCUCCUCCCCCUCCCCCCGUCUCCCUCACAUGAACAUGACGACGCGAUCCACAAAGCACAAAGAUCCCCAACUAGCAUAAGCGAAGGCGGAAUAAUAGCCGCCAAAACAGGCGUAACAACCGUCUCCGAUUUCCGCACGACAGAACAGGCAAUCGGCAGACCAGGAACGAAUCUCUUCUGUUUCCUCACGGGAUUGGUGUUAUGCUCGACGUCUAGCGAGAGGAGGGAGAAGAGGAAACUACAGGUUUGUAUUGAGAUUGGGGAGAUAUCUUCUGUGGUUUUUGUACCGAGAAGUAGGGAGGGGAGUAGUGGUGGUGGUGUAGAAGGACUAUACGAAUGGGAUAUCGGACCAGGCACCCAUCUUUUAACAUCGACACUCCUCGCUCUGGGGUACGAUAUUCAAACACCUCACCGAUUCCAAGGCGAAGGGGAGAUAUGUCAUGAAGUGGUUGAAGAACUUCUUGAGCACGAUAGAUAUCUUAAAUCAAGGCCACCAAAGAUAGUCUCGAAAGAAACGUAUGGAGCCAAUAUGGUAUGUAGAAUCCUAACCAUGUGUCGUUUCCGCGGCUGCAACGACGCAGAUAUCCUAGCGACAGUAACACGCUUCCUCUCCGCCUCCAUAGCACAGCAACUCCUCCUCUUUGGCCCAGGUCGUCACUUACUAAACCACUCCGAAAUAACCCUCGAUUUCUCACCUACAGCUUCCUCCCUUUCAAAUCUAAAUCUACACAUCCCGUCAAGACAUCACCACCCAUACACACAAAUUCAAACCGACCUACGCCUCGAGUUCCCCGGCGCGGCUUUUCACGAUUGGGAACAGAGAACCGGGAUUCCGAGUGGGAAUGGGAAGAAGAGGAUUGGGUGUGCGAUGUUGGCGGUUGAGGCGCUGCUGGGGAGAGCGGUGGUGGUACCUGUUAAUGCGGCGGUGAGGAGGCCGAAUACUGUUACGGGGACUUUGGCGCCGGGGGUGAGGUGGAGGGAGGUUUGUGGGGUUAGUGUU